This is a messenger RNA of Saccostrea cuccullata (small rock oyster), 823 nucleotides long. Its product is annotated as multiple epidermal growth factor-like domains protein 10. The annotation marks the transcript as partial. Lineage: Eukaryota; Metazoa; Mollusca; Bivalvia; Ostreida; Ostreidae. The transcript has 5 exons. The record is from RefSeq and is a predicted model, not a curated record. Gene Ontology annotation, cellular component: membrane.
ACAGUCGAGAACGCACGUGUUGUUUGCAGACAAGUAGGACAACCAUCAACUCGAUGUGUAGCAGAAUUUCGAUCCAUCCAAGAUAUUCCCGAGGAGUCUAAAUCCAUACAGCAUUGGAAUUAUCAUUGUCUUGGAAAUGAAACAGCUGUACAUAAAUGUCCUUAUCAUUUUGACAAAGAUAUUCCUUUAGGGAGCUGUGGCAAUCUGCCUCGUUUUGCAGUCAUUUGUGGAUCACAAUGUCCGACAUGGCGCUAUGGUAACGACUGCCUUCCAUGCUUUUGUAAUCAGAACAACACUGAGAAAUGCGAUAGUGAUACAGGAAAAUGCACGUGCAAAGCCGGGUUUUCUGGAGAAACAUGUGACUGUCUGACUGGAAAGCACACAUGUGAUUCCAAAACCUCCAUUUGUCAUUUGGACAAUGGAAAACCAAUAUGUCUUUGUAAAAAGGGGGUAUCAGCAACACCCCGGAAUAAAUGUAAAGAUUUUGGCCUGCGGUUUAUGGAUAGGUCCGCUGUGGAUAAAGGAGAGGUGGAGUUUUACAGUAAUGGGACCUGGAAUCCCUUGUGUCUAUGGUACUCUAAUCCUUCAGGGAAUAAUGUUUUCAGCGUACUCAACGUUAUCUGCAGACAGCUUGGACUACCAGUGGUACAUACCGGUUCAUAUUACUCCGCAUUUAUUCACAAAACUAAUCUGCCAGAUUACGAAAUAGCUGAGGCUUCAUGUGACGGUACAGAGACUUCUAUGAAAGACUGUAACAUAACCAUGGCGCCUGCAUUUAAGUGUAACCUAGCUGUAAAGCCUGUUGGGAUUCGAUGCUUUGGAG